AUGUGGAUUCUACCUCUCGUUGGGUAUCUCGGCUCCAUCGUGGGCUUUUGCUUUUUGACGCUGGCUAUAGCUUCCGGCCUCUACUACCUCUCUGAACUAGUCGAGGAACAUACCGUCAUCGCGAAACGACUUCUAACUAAACUCAUCUACUCUAUCAUCGGACUUCAGCUCAUACUCUGGCUUGUCGAUGGAUUCCCUUUGGGGUUGAGCCUCAUGGGGAUUGCAUCGCAUGUUAUAUACCUCGGAAAUAUGCGACGCUUCCCAUUCGUCAAGUUGACGGACCCUUUGUUCAUCGCCUCGUGUGUGCUGGUACUGGUCAAUCAUUACUUUUGGUUCCAACAUUUCUCCGAGGCGCAGCAGCGGUCAUACUCGCGCCUAUCGUCUAUGUACGACCGGCCGGAUGUACCAAGUUUCACUGAGAUCGCCUCGUACUUUGGCUUGUGCGUAUGGCUCAUCCCGUUCGCCUUAUUUGUUAGUCUGUCUGCCAGCGAUAACGUUUUGCCCACAAUCGGUACCGAACAACCCUCGCGCGACGUUGGCGGAAAGAGCAAGCGGCAGGGCAUGGUAAAAGUUAUUGUUGAUAACGUGCUGUCGGCUAUCGGAGAAGUUACUCGUUUAGCAGGGUGGAAGAAGCCAGAGGACCGCUUCUGA
Molecule: messenger RNA, 651 nt
Organism: Daldinia decipiens
Lineage: Eukaryota; Fungi; Ascomycota; Sordariomycetes; Xylariales; Hypoxylaceae
Product: transmembrane adaptor Erv26
Exons: 3
Coding region: 1-651 (216 amino acids)
Biological process (GO): endoplasmic reticulum to Golgi vesicle-mediated transport
Cellular component (GO): Golgi membrane; endoplasmic reticulum membrane; COPII-coated ER to Golgi transport vesicle
Molecular function (GO): COPII receptor activity
Source: RefSeq, a predicted model, not a curated record